CACAAAACCUUAAUAAUGAAGACACCAUUUUUAUACCUCUCUCUCUCCCUCCUCUCCACCAUGCUUUGCUCGGCACAGACACCCCCCGCGGUGCUCGACACCAACGGAAACGCCGUCCAAGGCGGCGUCAAGUACGUCAUCGUCCCAGUACAGCCGAGCCAGGGCGGAGGGCUCGACCUCGCCUCCACCGGCAACCAGAACUGCCCGAAGAGCGUCGUCCAAGUCGGCCCAAACGUGGUGGGCAACACGGUAACGUUCUCCCCCGUGAGCCCCAAAGACGUGGUUCGCAAUGGGACGGAUCUCAACGUACAGUUCUCUGGCUCAAACACGGGAUGCCCGGAGUCUACUGUGUGGCAAAUCACGCAUGACCCGGAAGAUACUGACACCACUCACUACGUGGUGAGCGGUGGAGUAAAGGGAAAUCCCAGUUCUUCCACAGCCAGAAACUGGUUCAUGAUUCUCAAGACCAAGAAUGGUUACAAGUUUAAGUUUUGUCCGGUGUCGUUGUGCGACUGCAAUCCUGUAUGCCAAGAUAUUGGCAUUUCAGUAGAGAGUGGACACCGGCUUUUGAAAGUAGACUUAUCCCUUCCCCCUUUGGAGGUCAACUUUAAGAAGGCUUAAACGUUUCAUCUAUACAUGUGCUAGCUGAUCCUAAGUUAUCUUAGCGAUAUGGAUGUAGUAUUACAAUAAACCAUCCUCAAGAGAAAAAUGGUGAAGAAUAAUGAAAUAUACAUUACUCCGUAUAUUGGUUACA
Ipomoea triloba (trilobed morning glory) is the source of this 754-nucleotide messenger RNA. RefSeq names its product kunitz trypsin inhibitor 5-like. Bases 16 to 621 code for a protein of 201 amino acids. The record is from RefSeq and is a predicted model, not a curated record. Lineage: Eukaryota; Viridiplantae; Streptophyta; Magnoliopsida; Solanales; Convolvulaceae. Gene Ontology annotation, molecular function: endopeptidase inhibitor activity. The transcript has a single exon.